AUUCACUGAAAACAAGUUCCAGGAAAUGGUCUGGCAAAUAUUGACUGGAUUCACUGAUUUCCAAACACUGUUUUCUCAGCAAGUAGAAGAAAAUGCAGACCUGAAGUCCUGGGCAGACUCUUUGGAAUUUUCCUAAGUGGGACCCUGGGCAUGGAGUCUACUUGUCUAUGGAUGCUGGUUACCGGGAUUCUGGCUGUUGUUCACUGUCAGCCUCUACCAGACUAUGAAGAAAAUAAUGAGACAGAGAUCUACUUACAGGAUGAAAAGUAUUCAAAAACAUCCCUACCAUGCCAUAAAAUCUCCACUACCAAUACCAUCUUUGCCCUACGCUUAUACAAGGAAUUAACUUUGGCUGCCCCUGGUGAAAACAUUUUCUUCUCCCCUAUAAGUAUCUCCAUGACUCUAGCCAUGUUGUCCCUUGGGACCCAAGGUACAGUUCGGACUCAGAUCUUAGAGGGGCUGGGGUUCAACCUCACAGAAAUGCCUGAAUCUGAGAUACACAAGUGUUUCCAGCAUCUGCUCUAUAAACUAAACCUGAACAACAAAAAGCAUGAACUGAAGGUAGGAAAUUCUGUGUUCCUGGAUAGUCAGCUAAAACCUCUUCAUGAAUGGCAUGGCAUCAAGGAGUAUUAUGGUGCCACAACUUUUCCCAUCAACUUUACUAACUUUUUCUCAACUAGUAACAAAUAUAUGAGGAAACAAAUCUAUGGGGAAAUUACAGAAUUUCUUCAAGACUUCAAUCAGGACACUGUACUGAUGCUUGUGAAUUAUGUAUUUUUUAAAGCCAAAUGGAAGCCUGCUUUCAAGCACUCCUGGAUUCAGAAGCAUCUGAGUUCUUCUGUGGAUGAGGUCAUAAAACUCUCUAUGAUGCACCAAAAGGCACAGCACCGGUUUUUGUAUGAUAAGGAGUUGGCCUGCAUUGUACUACAGAUGGGAUACAUUGAGAAUGUCCUCAUCCUUCUCAUUCUGCCAGAUGAAGGGAAAAUGAGGCAAGUGGAAGAUUCUCUGAAGCCAGAAACCCUGAAGAAAUGGAACAAAUUACUGUUUCCCAGUCUGCUAAAUUUACAUUUGCCAAAGUUUUCGAUUUCUGAGGCAUAUAACCUGGAAGAAAUACUUCCCAAAAUGGGUUUUUCCAGCAUAUUCGCUCCAGAAGUCAAUCUAUCCCAUACCAGUGCACAACCACAUCUGAGGAUCUCAAAGUUGCUGCACCGAGUUACGGUGGAAAUGAAUGAGAAAGGCACCAAGGCUGUGGCUACCUCCACCUUUCUAUCCCAGUCUGAGACUCUGAACCAAGCACGUCCACUGACUAUUAAUAUCAACAGGCCUUUCCUACUGGUGAUAUGGGAUGAGUGUAUCCAGAGUUUGUUUUUCCUUGGAAAAAUCAUAUCCCUAACUGCAAAUUAAUUUUGCAUGGAAGGCAUCCUGAAAUCUUGGAAACUAUGCCAACUGGAAUGCAAUAUUUUAACCUACCUGAGAAGAUUAAGAGUAGAAUCCAGUUAUAGACUGUCUAUAAGAAGCAAUCAAGUGAUCAAAAAUAAUUAUUAAGUUCCUAUUACCUCCAAGCACUGUGUUUAGCAAUGGGUGUACAAAUACAAGUAAAGACAAAAUUGCUACCCUCAAAGAUAUUGUAUUGUAUUAGAUGAGAAAACACUGAUACAAAUAAAUACAGAAUAAAUACAAAGAGA
Messenger RNA from Monodelphis domestica (gray short-tailed opossum), 1685 nucleotides. RefSeq names its product serpin A11-like. The record is from RefSeq and is a predicted model, not a curated record. NCBI's taxonomy places the organism in Eukaryota, Metazoa, Chordata, Mammalia, Didelphimorphia, Didelphidae. Gene Ontology annotation, molecular function: serine-type endopeptidase inhibitor activity.